UCCAUUGGUUAGAUGUAAGCAUUAGGUUUGAGCCACAGAAUAAAAUGCUGUAUCGUCAUUUUUAUAUACAUCCACUCAUUACGUUCAUGACAUUGUCAAAAAGAUGUGCCUGCCUUCGCAGGACAUCCUGAAAAGAAAAACUAUCUCAACGACAAUUUAAAAAAGUUGGCAAGCUUUUAUUUUGAAAUAUGCGGACAAGCUGUCACCGGAAGUGUGUUUCUUUUUCGACCCCACUGGAGCCGCUCUCCUACCGACGCGACGCUCUUCCUCAGUAGGAGCAUUCAACAGAAAGCGUAUGCCGAAUUUGUCGGUCAAGUUCUGUACUCUACGGUGUGUUAAUGCUUUGUGCAAAACGUUGACUGCAGUUUGGUCAAUUUAGCCAAAGAACUGUCUAGAGCACGAGGCUAUUGUUGAGUUGUACACUUAGGAAGGUCCAUGGAACCCCAUGGACAGGCCUGCAGAGUGUGUGUGUAUGUUUUAGGUACACUCUGAUGGCUUCUGGAUCAGUAAGCCGUUUGGCAGCUCUGCCACGGACAGAGAUCCUCAUAUACUGGAUACUCUCCUUUGGUUCUCAUUUCUACUCUUUCUAUCAACUGCACAGAUUCUCCAAAGAACACAAAGCAGGAUUGGAGAGAGAUUUGCAGCUGGAACCAGGACUUCUUCCAGGCUUAAGGAGGGACCCUGCAGACUUUGAGUGGAGUUUCUGGACUGAGUGGAGCAGGAAGUCUCUGCUGUGGUCUCUGACCGGCCAUGCUCUGCUCUCCAUCUCCACAGGCCUCUUCAUACCCAAGCUCAGGGUGCCGGUGCUGCUGGUGUACGGCCUGCUGGCGGCCGGCGGUGUCUUGGGGCUGAAGGGUGUGUGCGUGCUGCUGCUCCACCUUGGCCUGUCCUUCACCGUGGCUCAGCUGCGGCGGCCGGCCCUGUGUUGGGCCUGCAGUCUGCUGUCACUCUCCACCCUCCACAUCCCCUCACUGCUCAAGAUACAGAGAGCAUGGUAUGACACAGAAGAGGAAUACUAUCUGCUGCUGUUUAGCGUGGCGGUCUGCGGCCUCCGCAUCAUCAGCUUCAGUCUGGAGCACUGCUGGCGCCCCCUGGAGGCCGUCGGGGUAGUGCAGCUCUUCUGGUUGCUCUCCUACUCCUUCUACCAUCCCUUGUUCUACAAUGGGCCGAUCAUCACCUUCAAGGACUACACACAGCAGAUGAGGCGCUCGGCGGGGGAGACCUUCUCCGUAGACGGCGUCCUCCGUUACCUGGUUCUCCGAACGGGAAGGAUCGCCCUGUGGUGGCUGACGGCGGAGUACAUGAUCCACGCCAUGUACAUGCACGCCAUCCAGGCUAAUGAGUCCUACUUAGAGAGCCUCCCUCCCUGGGCCCUGGGCGGCCUGGCGCUGGCUCUGGUCCAGUUCUUCUACGUCAAGUACCUGGUGCUGUUCGGCCUGCCCUCCAUGCUGGCCACGCUGGACCGGCUGUCCCCCCCCGCGCUGCCCCGCUGCGUGAGCACCAUGCACAGCUUCACAGGCAUGUGGAGGCACUUUGAUGAGGGUCUGUACCGCUGGCUCAUCAGGUACAUCUACGUUCCUCUGGGAGGCUCCCGCUACGGCCCUGCCUACAAAGCCCUGGCCACCGGCCUGGCCUUUGGCUUUGUGUGCCUCUGGCACGGCGGCCACGACUACCUGCAGUACUGGGCCUUAAUGAACUGGGCCGGGGUGCUGGUGGAGACGGCACUCAAGGCCCUCUUUGCAACCUCCGUCGUGGAAUCCUUUAUUGAGCGGACCCUCUCGGCGGCCAUGAAGCGGCGCGGGGUGGCCCUCCUGUCGGGCGGCUCCACCGCCAUGCUCAUCCUCUCUAACCUGCUCUUCCUCGGGGGGACGCACGUCGGACGCCUCUUCUGGAAGCGUGUCUUCGUCCAAGGCUGGUCAACCAUCGCUCCACCCAUGUUGGCUUUCCUGUACUGCUUCGCUCAGGUCGGCCUGGAACGCGCACCCUGACCCCGCCCCACCCCGACAGUCCCCUAUACAGUAACAAGGUCGACGAGAACUGCUGUUCGUCCACUCAGCAGGCUCCGGUGUCCGCGGCUCCUCGGGCCCCCAGCCAGCGUGUCGUCUGUCAGGCAGGACCCAGCCAAACUCCCCCGGACUGAAGUGGAGCCAGACACCUUACAGCGACGCUGGGCCGCUUCAGAGGGCUGACGGGGGGCUGCCUGGGCCAGCACAGCUUCAACACAUUCAACCUCAGCACAGUUGCCAAUCGUGAUCAUUUCCAAUCGUUGUUUGUAUUAAAUUUGUUUUCUAAUCCUGAAAGCGACACUGAAUAUCGGUUUGAACUGUUAGUUAAAGCAAAAACAAAUAAAGCUGCUAUAACAAAGGAAAUAUGAGAUAUAUUUAUGUAAUGCUUAAUGAUGACACUAGCAUUAACGCAAGUCUAGAUAUCCUUUAUGGUUUGUUAAAUGGAUCAUUGCAAUGCUAUAUUUGUUCUAUUGUGGAAAUGUAUGAUGGAUGUUUCGUAACAACUAAUCAUUUUUCAACUGUUUCUGAAAUAAAUGUUUUUUUAAUCCCAAACCAGUAAUCAGCUAAAAUAAAAUAUAGUUUUAAACCAUAUGAUAGAGAGGUGACAUGUAAAACAUUUCCAUUUUCUGUCAUUGACACAUUUAUGCAAAUAUCCAAAGGACAAAACCCAAAGCUUUCAUACUUCAGAGUUGGUAAUCAGCAGAGCCUGUGCUUGAUCAGCUCUUAGGGGUUUCAUGACCCGCUCGCUAUUCUUGGUUAGCGGAUUAUUGAAGCUGUGGUAUUAAGUAGGAUAAGGCUGCUGGGUCACAAAGAAAUCUUCUUAAAUGAGCACCAAAGUCUACGGCGCAACCACCGUAAGAAGAUAAGCCAACACAAUACACCGGCUGAUACACGCCUUGGCUAGCUUGUCAAUUAGGUAACCUUAUUAGGGCCAAAGAUAAGACAAAAACAAAGGCAAGUUGUAAGGGUUUCAUAGUGUUAACAAACGGGAUAGAAUAUAUAUAUUAAUAAAAUAUUUAUUAUGAA
Molecule: messenger RNA, 3032 nt
Organism: Gadus macrocephalus (Pacific cod)
Lineage: Eukaryota; Metazoa; Chordata; Actinopteri; Gadiformes; Gadidae
Gene: hhat
Product: hedgehog acyltransferase
Exons: 12
Coding region: 492-1988 (498 amino acids)
Biological process (GO): protein palmitoylation
Cellular component (GO): endoplasmic reticulum
Molecular function (GO): palmitoyltransferase activity
Source: RefSeq, a predicted model, not a curated record